AUGAGUAUCUAUUCGCAUCGAAUGCCAAGUUCCCGUUUUCGGGAUUCUAUUAACCUCACUUCAUCUACCAUGACCAGGCAGCAACGACACCUUUGGAUAUGUUCACAGAUACAUUCUAGAAUAAUCUUCCUCAUGGUGCAGAUUUUGAUGAUCAUUUUAUCUCUGGUAAUAUUGAUUAACAAUUUCACUAAAUUGCACGAGGCUAGUUGGGGACAAUUUUUCAUCGCUUAUGCUCUACUCUUUGGAGCUAUUACUGGAAUUUGGGCACUAAAACUUGUGGACAACACGUAUCAAAAAGAUCAUCGAGUAAAGAAACAUUACUGCAUCCCUCCUAAAUUCAUCAUUAUUCCAUCUUACAUUGUACAGAUCGGUUUCAUAAUUCUAUUCGCGUACGAAACCUUCCACUAUUUGGUAACAAAAAUAUCAUCGUUUAUGGAACUUUCGCCGUUGUUUGUAUUGUUUGGUGUUUUAAUUCCAAUUUGGCUGAUAUGGAUCAUAAUUUUGUAUGUUUUCGCCGCGGAAAUUAAUUGCUUUAUAUACGUGGUCAAUCGUUCUCGUCAUUGGCGUUCUGGGCAAUAUCCUUUGCUAAAUAUGCGUACCUCAAAUAAUGCAAGGCGUCCGUUUAAUCCAACAUCGUCACGAAAACAUCUUGCCACGGACACACUGCAAGAGCGUGAACGAACGAAGUUGUCGGAUUCAGUUGCUAUUGUCAAUAGUGGAUCAAGGAAAACGUAUAAUAACACGGAAACCAGAAUUGAAGUGAUUCCUUCCAUUCAUGCAACAGAAAAGAUGGCACCAUGUUUCUCGGAAUAUUCACGAAUGGGUAUCUCGAUGAUCAGUUCUCAGCUGGAAACCGUUCCAGAAGAAUCCUCAAAAUCUACAAAUUCUUUACCAUGA
Molecule: messenger RNA, 897 nt
Organism: Cercopithifilaria johnstoni
Lineage: Eukaryota; Metazoa; Nematoda; Chromadorea; Rhabditida; Onchocercidae
Source: the annotation of a GenBank genome assembly